Molecule: messenger RNA, 936 nt
Organism: Schistocerca nitens (vagrant locust)
Lineage: Eukaryota; Metazoa; Arthropoda; Insecta; Orthoptera; Acrididae
Exons: 1
Coding region: 1-936 (311 amino acids)
Source: RefSeq, a predicted model, not a curated record
AUGGACUUCCACAUUGUCACCAGAAGCAGGAAUGGAGCCUGGGUACAAGUCCUUGCUGAUGAUCUCACCCUAUUGUCCAACAGCAUGGAGGAGUUUACUAGCCAAAUACAGGGCCUCUACAGUAUCGCGGCAAAAACCGGCUUGAGGGUCAACAUUCAGAAGGCUGAGUUCAUUGCUAAUAUCAAGCAGGCUUCUUCUACAAUCCCACUAGGAAACGAUACAAUGUGUAGAGUUCCUGCAGCCAAGUACUUGGGAGAAUGGAUCUCAGCAAGCGAGAGCGAAACCUUGACCACAGACGCCAGGUGCACCAAGUUAGAGAGGGCCUAUCAUUCCUAUAAGAACAUCUGUACCUCCAACUACUUAUCCACGGACAUAAAGCUGAACCACUACAAAUUGGUAGUAAAACCGUCUGCACUCUAUGCCUCUGGGUGCCUCUUGAUAAAUCGAAAGGCCCAACUCAGGACACUAGAGCUUAAAGAGAGGAAGAUCCUAAGGAGAAUACUAGGACUCAUAAGAGAGGAGGACGACAUCCACAGAAUCAGGCACAAUAACGAGCUCUGCGAACAUCAGGAAGACAUAGUCACAUGUAUGAGGGAAAGACGACUGACCUUCCAUGGGCACAUGACCAGCCUGAGGCACUCCAGGCUCACCAAUAGAAUCCUCGCAGUGUUAAGUAUGGGAAAGGCGUCAAACGCCAAGUGGAUCACACGUGUUAAAUCAGACUUAGAGGGACUGCAGAUCCCGUUAAAGACAACCGAGAACCGAACUCAAUACGGGCAGGCCAUCCUGCAGGGAGUCUUCCGUCUGUCCCUGACAAGCAAGAAGUGUACAGGCACCACCAGACCUAAGACGACGGAUGAGAGGAAGCAGGCUCACAGACAGAAGAUGAAGGCAUACUGGGCCAAUAAAAAUCAGAAGACCCUAGCUGAGAGUUAA